Salvia hispanica is the source of this 1449-nucleotide messenger RNA. RefSeq names its product Protein kinase superfamily protein. Gene Ontology annotation, molecular function: protein kinase activity; ATP binding. Lineage: Eukaryota; Viridiplantae; Streptophyta; Magnoliopsida; Lamiales; Lamiaceae. Gene Ontology annotation, biological process: protein phosphorylation. The record is from RefSeq and is a predicted model, not a curated record.
GGAAAACUCAACUCCUUUGUUGUUGUGUUAGGACUACUUCUUCCUAGAGCAGAGCAACAAAAGAUGCCUUUUGGAUUAGUUUCUGCGUGGAACAAACGUAGGAGAAGCAAGUCCGAGGAUCAGACCAAUCCUUGGGUGUACAAACCUGUGGAGCAGUGGCAGAUCGAGUGCAAAGGGCCCCCGCCAAAGAGAAGAACUGCAUCAGCAGUAUACACGGUGAAGGAGAUGGAGGAGGCGACAUGUUCCUUCAGUGAUGAAUACCUGCUUGGGAAAGGAGGCUUUGGCCGGGUUUAUAAAGGCACUCUAAGGUCCGGGCAGGUUGUGGCGAUCAAGAAAAUGGAGCUACCACCAUUCAAAAAGGCAGAGGGAGAGAGGGAGUUCCGCGUAGAGGUCGAUAUUCUGAGCAGACUGGACCAUCCCAAUCUUGUCAACUUGAUUGGAUACUGUGCAGAUGGGAAGCAAAGGUUUCUGGUGUACGAGUAUCUGCACAAAGGGAAUCUGCAAGAUCAUUUAAACGGAAUCGAACAUGUAAAGAUUGAUUGGCCUUCGAGGCUGAAAGUGGCUCUCGGAGCAGCAAGAGGACUUGCAUACCUCCAUUCAGGUUCUGAUGUCGGGAUUCCUAUUGUCCACAGAGACUUCAAAUCUACUAAUAUUCUUCUUGAUACUAAUUUGGAAGCAAAGAUAUCAGACUUUGGACUAGCAAAAUUAAUGCCAGAAGGCCAGGAAACUUGUAUCACAACCGCAACAGUGCUUGGCACUUUUGGCUAUUUUGAUCCCGAAUAUACCUUGACAGGGAAACUUACUCUACAAAGUGAUGUCUACGCAUUUGGAGUCGUGCUACUCGAGCUUUUGACUGGACGGAGAGCAGUUGACCUGACCCAAGGACCAAGCGAUCAAAAUUUAGUGAUCCAGGUUAGGCACAUAUUAAAUGACAAGAAGAAACUGAAAAGGGUGAUUGAUCCUGAAAUGGCACGGAGUUCAUACACAAUGGAGUCGGUAGCCAUGUUUGCAAACCUGGCAUCACGCUGCAUCCGAGUAGACAGUCACGAGAGGCCCUCGAUGAUAGAAUGUGUGAAAGAACUCCAACUGAUCAUGUACAUCAAUUCUAAAGGAUUAGGGAUGACAAUGCAUGCACUUAGAAUGUUGUGAAACCACUCAGAAGUGAUUUUGUUUAUAACAGAAUAAGAUAGGCAGUCAACCGCAAGGUUUAAUAAGAUGGGCAGUCAACCGCAAGGUUUUCCCUAAAUCUUGAUAACAGGGAACCAUUCAAAGUGCUUCAAUUCAAACACAUCAGAGAUGUUGAUGUGCUUCUGAGUAAUCUGAUAGUACUCAACAAAACAAUCAUAAAUUCCAGCUAAAAAACAUUCAUGCGGACGAGACAUGUUCUUGUUGUAUUCAUAAGAAUUUUAUUCUGUUGUGUUUGAUAUAGAUGUUUCUGGUCAUUAAACA